CAUUUUUUAAAAAAGAUCUAGCCCGCCCGGGCACUUUCCGUCUUUUUAGUUUCCAAGUUUACCAAAUCCAGCCGGUCUAGCUGUUUGGGUGACAGCCGGAUCCAUCAAAACUGUGGGGUUAACCGUACUCUGCCGGUGCAGGUCUAGCCUUUGAGAUGACCUAAUGCGUAUCGGAUUAACCUGCUUCCUCAAUCCCGGGUCAGACACGCAUUGCCCAGGUGGCAACGUAAGCUGUAACUUGGGUAACUUUUUUGAAAGGUGUUAGGAUGUACCUCUUGGCUUCAACUGGACCUUUGGAGAAGCCACAUGUAGCUAAUUCCCAAGUCAACACCUCAAAACGCCGUUGAUCAUCUACAUUUGGCGCUACUCAUUUUUUUAUGAGUAGCCCAUCCGGUCUUUCUUCGCCAUGAAGUUCACUGCAGUUGCAGCUACCUGCUUCUCCUUCUUUUCGCAGGUCCUAGGCGAAUCCAACAUUUCUGAGCCCUCCUCGUCUAAAGUUACCCUUCCAGCUACCUUCAAGCCGCCGCAGGUGUUUAAGAAUGCCAACUUGGUACAUGUUAUCUCUCUAGAAAAGAACUAUGCGAAGGAGUCUAUAAACGUCUUAAUUGAGAACUCGUCACCUGACUCUCAAGAUGAAUACUUCCUACCCUUCACUAGCGACCAGAUGGAGAGGAUUGGAGGUAUCGAGGUGAAGGAUCGCAAGGCUGCUAGCGUCACAGGCUUUGCUGUGGAAGCUGUCGAAUUUGACCAAUUAAGCGACAUUCAGUACUAUCGCAUUCGAUUGCCUGCACCCUUGCCGGCCAAGGGUCAACAGACCUUAGGCAUCUCUUAUUACUACCUCAAUGCGUACGUGCCAUUGCCAGCUUUGAUUGACCAAGCUGAGAAGCAAUACCUGGUCUAUCAAUUCUCAGCGUACUGCCCAUCUGCCUACCCGACAUUGAAGCAGAAGACGGAAGUCAAGCUUCCAACUUCCGAUAUCCCCGACUACACCAAGAUAGCUGGGAGUGGUGAGACGAAGGAAUUCCCGCAGAAGCAGGGUUCGAAGCUUAUUUAUGGUCCGUUCCCCGAGGUACCAGCUGGUGCAGUGUCUCCAGUCAAGGUGCGGUAUGAAUUCACCAAGCCUGUUACGCACAUUUCGCAGUUAGAGCGCGACAUCGAAGUUAGCCACUGGGGCGGAAACAUUGCGUUUGAAGAGAGGUACACUCUUUACAACCGCGGCGCAAACCUCUCGGCUCAGUUCAACAGGGUGAAAUGGGCGCAGGCUCAAUAUUUCAAUCCUCAAACUUACGCCUUGAAGGAGUUGAAGUUCCCUCUCCGAGCCGGAAGCAAGGAUGCCUAUUUCACAGACGCUAUUGGUAAUGUGUCAACGUCUCGGUUCCGUUCCAAUAAGCGUGAGGCUGUACUUGAGCUCAAGCCUCGCUACCCCGUUUUUGGCGGAUGGAAGUAUCCGUUCACGAUUGGCUGGAACUCGGACGCUAAGCAAUUUCUAAGGAAGAAGUCUGGGGACAGCUUCCUAUUAAACGUACCUUUUAUCGAGGGACCUAAACAGGCCGAGGGUGUUGCGUACGAGCAUGUUCAGGUCCGCGUGCUCUUGCCAGAGGGUGCUGAGAAUGUUCGACUCUACACAACAGCCCCCGAGUCCUCCAUCACAGAUUAUUCGGUCGAUCUACAAAAGACGUACCUGGACACCAUCGGUCGCACAGUGCUAACGAUUAAAGCGAGGAACCUGGUAGACGACUUCCGAGACCGCGAUCUUAUCGUCUCGUACGAUUACUCGCUGGUGGCCAGCCUUCGCAAGCCAUUCGUCGUAUUCUCUAGCAUGCUGGCGGUUUUUGUAGGGAUAUGGGCACUCUCAAAAGUAGAUGUGAGCAUAUCGACGAAAUCAUGAAGGCGUUUGGUUCUUUUUUUCUCUAGGACGAGGUUAGGUAGGUACAUAUGCGCAUGUACAUUACAGGUUUUUCAAGGGUUUAAAGGAGGCCUGGAAAACACUCUAGAGCAACUUGCGGCUUAGAUAUGGCAUGAAUGAAUACAGAAAGUAAACUGCGUACUUUGUAUUGAUUUAUUAGUACUGGUCGUAGUGAGAACAGGCAGAGUGAAGAUUCUUACAACUAAUACGCUACCUACCUAGUUAAAUUUCG
Molecule: messenger RNA, 2138 nt
Organism: Daldinia caldariorum
Lineage: Eukaryota; Fungi; Ascomycota; Sordariomycetes; Xylariales; Hypoxylaceae
Product: Ribophorin I
Exons: 3
Coding region: 407-1888 (493 amino acids)
Cellular component (GO): membrane; oligosaccharyltransferase complex
Source: RefSeq, a predicted model, not a curated record